CAUUACGGCCACUGUCAAAACAAACGCAAGUGUCGGUCAAAACACCGAGGUUUAAAACCAGGAAAAAGCGUUAGUUCCUCCAAUGAUGGUGAAAUGUACAUAAAUUAUUAGCAACAACAUCGCGUUCUCUCGCUGAUCAAUAUGAGUCACUCGCUACAUCUUCGAUGCUCGUGCUAGAGAUUCACCGCAGUGUCUUGGAGUGUCCUUUCGCUUUAUAUCGACUGACCGGACGGCGACGACAGACAUCAUGUACCCCCAAAGCAACGGUCAGUUGGAUUGGAACGAACGAUUCGAUACAGCUGUAGAUAUCGGUACCGGCGGAAGCGUUUUCGGUGACAAUGGCGAUGUGUACCGACGAUUUCAGGACAUCGACGGUGGCAGUAACAGUUCGGCCAGUAACGAUACGGAAAGCACCACCCUGCUGGAUGAAACGUGCCGCAAGAACGAACGAUUGUACGAUAUUACGCCAAAGGAUCGAGGUGACCGACACAGCCGUGGUUCGACCAAGAACAAAUGCUUCCUGUGGAUUAUUGCCUUUUGCCUGAUCGGCAUUGUGGGCUUUGGCAUCAUACCGAACAACAACGAUCGGGGACGCAUUGGUACCAUCGCUGGAUGGGGAUUGAACACGUCGAGAGCCACGAUCGGCUAUGUGCUUCCGUACGAAAACACCACACUGAUCGAUCCGCUAAAUGUGUGUACCACCGAGGAACGUUCCGGUCUGGUGGAGGAAAGUGAGAAGGUGUUCUUGCUGAUCGUGGUCUGUUCAGCGGCUCCCAACUUUGAAUCCCGCCAGGCGAUCCGGGAAACGUGGGGCAAGGGACGCGACUUUAACUAUGCCCAGUUCCAGUCUCUACAUGAGCGAUUGCAUGGUGAAUAUCUGGACCCGAAAAGGACCGUCGGUCCGGAGCUGAAAAAGUACCUGUGGCAAAUGGCUGAAGCAGAUGAGUCCUUGGCUACUUUAGCUACGGAAGGUAAUAAUGUUCACUCGAAAUCCAACUCUAGUCACAGUGAGCAGAGCGACGCGAGCAGCUUUGCGGGUAUGAUAUUGAGCGUGAAGGUAGUGUUUCUCGUCGGUCAAUCGGAAGCUGACUACGUGCAUCAACGCCAGCGAUCAGCAAUCCCUUCCGCCGGUGACAGCGAAAGCACCGUGAAGAGAAGCGCGAUCGUACAGCAGGCGCCCACUUUGGCGGGUGCUGCAGCUACCCUACCCGGUGCGGAUCCAUCGCACAACCCGUCGGAUAGUACGUCACACAGCUCACUGUUUCCCAGUGGUCCGGACGUUGAUCCCGCAUUUAACGCAGCUAGCAACGAAAUGGUGGACGAGCUGCAGCUACGAAUCGUAAACGAAAGCGAAGUGUACGGUGAUAUUAUACAGGAGAGCUUUAUAGAUAGUUACAAUAACCUGACGCUGAAGACGAUCAUGAUGCUGAAGUGGGUUACCAACAACUGUGAUGGCAAAGUAAAAUUUAUCAUGAAGUGUGAUGAUGACACCUUUGUCAACGUACCGAACCUGCUGCACGUCCUGCUCGGUGGGACGGUCCCCCUGUACAAAGCGGCCAUAUCGUUCUACGACACCAACACGGUGGCGGUGAAAUCGCCCAAAAACCGCCUCAUCGAAGGGAAAUACCUGCUGACGGGGUUUCUGUUCUGUGACGCCAAACCGAUCGGUGACACCACCAGCAAAUGGUACUCACCGACGUACAUGUACGAUAAGGAGGUGUAUCCGAACUAUCUCUCCGGCACGGCAUAUCUUAUGAACUUUGAGACGGCAAAGCUGCUGUACCGGGCGAGCCUAUCGACGCCGAUCUUCCACCUGGAGGACGUGUACCUGACGGGCAUAGUGGCGGACCGGGUGAAAAUUCGGCGCAGGCACCAUCCACUGUUCUUUUACUCCUACACCAAAGACUUGUGCGCCCUGCGGGGCAUGAUCUCCCAGCAUCAGCUGCAACCGGGCGAAAUUCGCACCGCGUACGAUUACAUUACCAACAGCUCGAUAUUAUGCAAAGGGCCGGAGAAGCGAUUCACCGUUGGCCAGCUGAAGCUGCAGCAGCGUAAAAAGUGUCAAUGAUGUCGUAAGCGUGUGGCCGUACCAUCUGGACGGUCCCGACGCUAUCGUCAGUUUUUCUCAAUCUGGUGAUAGGAACCGCUGUGCGCGCAUCUUCCAAUCGACACAGGUCGUGCCAGUAUCUAGAAAGUUAAGCACAACCCUCCUCCAACAAAACUCAAUUGUUUAAUCCACCGAUCUAUGAACAUUACGGAAAUGCACAUGACAGGAAGAAGGUAGCAACCUGGUAGGAAAUACGAAUGUGAAUGACCUUUUGCGCACAAAUUACAGCUCGAAACGCACAGCCAUUUCAAUUUAUCCCAGAAUCUCGUAUAGAUGAUAGAACAAUGCACCGCGACGGGCUAGCAAUUGGAGAGCAAGAAAAAACACACACACACACACACACUGUGUAAACUCUGCUAGUAGGGUAAACCACAAUGGAGCACCCUCCAGGAUUAACGAAUAUUAUUUACAAGCAACGUUAAGUCUGCUAACGCGCUUCCUCUCAUCAAAUCGUGUAUUAGGCGUAUUAUAAAUCGAACGAAAUUAGCUAAGCUUCGCCUUCACAUAACGAACAAAACGUCCUUACUACAAUUUUAAUAACUUAUUGUACUUUGUAGAACAGUUAUCUAGGUCGCGGAAUGUAAACCAAAAGAAAGCGAUAUAUACGGUACGGUACAGCGGUACGGAGCGGUUUUUUUUUCCUGGUAGAAUCUCCUCAUUGUAAACACUUUUCACUGACGACGCUUCGUAAAGCCUCGGCGUAAUCGGACAGUGCCACAGCGUGGAUUUGAAUGUUACACUCUACCGAGCUGACAAAAGCUCAACUUCUCAUUUAGAAUAUCGCGUGAUUGGUCUGAAAUAGUUUUGCAAUUGGAAAUAGGUACUCUUGUUUAAGCUUUUAGUGCUCUCUUCUUGGCAUGGCAUGGCAUGAUCUAUUUCAUCAUGCCAGUAUCAACAGGCUUAUUAGGCUUAUUUGUUUAUCACGUCCCUAUACAGUUACCAGUUACUACGGGGGAACGCUGUUCGGAUGGGAUUUUAGUAACAGGUCGUGUUAAGCGAGAGAUGAGUGUCAUGUUUUGCCUCGUAAUGAUGUUUCCUGCAGAGCCAUAAUAAUUAGGUAUGGGGUUUUAAUACCCUUUUUGUUUGAAAUGAAAUUACUUUUUCGUCUGCUUAGUUAGUUGUUUAGGUGUUGUUUAGGAUUAACAUAGUACAUUGGCUGUCCGUGACAUGAAUGAAGCCAUAGUUUAGUAAAUUUUGUACAUGGAAACUGAAGGUUGAUAUUUUUGAACAAAAUUAUUCUCGGCACCGAAGAUUGUUAACAAUUCGGUAUUUCUUUCUUUCGGUUAUCGCGAUUGAAAAGAAUAUAGAUUAUAUAGAACAUCGGGGACUGUACGCUAACGCACAAAGACAAGCUAGAGUGGGAAAUUAUUAUUAUGAUAAAAAUGUUAUUCUUUAACGUACUGUUAUGAUUAUGAUAGCCAAUCCUCCUCCCCCUCACGUCAGUUCUUUUUUUUUGGCGUUGAUGAACAACUUUCUCUUACUUUGUGCAACAUGAUACACCGCUCCUGUUUUCUAGUUCUAGUUCCGCUCUAGUUCACCAACAAUACUUCGCUUUGUAGUGACAGGCAGAGCUACAAUAAGCUAGGGCAUAAUCCGGCAACAAAUACAACGAUUGCACUAGCAAAAUUAGAGAGGAAAGUAGAGGAGAUAAAUGAGCAAAUCAUUUGAUUCAGCUGUGAUUCUAAAGAAGAAAACAAAAACAAACAAGAAACAAAUUAGACGAACUAAAAGAAAUGCAUUGAUAUUUAGAUAGGUAUACAAAGUAAGGUAGUGAAUAGACGUGACUCGAAUAAUAUCAGCAGCAGCACACACAAACACACACACAAAGCACCGGCAAGAUCUAUGGCGGUUGGUUUUUGAAUCGAGGAAGUGCACGAUUAUCCACAAAAGGACAGCUAUAGUUGGCAGCUAGUUGGCUGAAUAGAGGGAGUAGUAAAUAGUAGUAGCAGAAACAUUAGAUUUGUGAUUCUAAACUGGGCAAAGCGAACUGUGACUGUGACAGCUAUCGACCGGUGUUACGCCGAUGUACGCCCUUGGGGUACCAGAGUAGUGUUGAGUUACGUUAAGACGUUAAAGUUUGGGCUCUCGUAGUUCUAGUGAUAUAAUAGGUAAAAGUAUUAGAAUUUUCAAACCACUACAGGAUCGAGGCCGAUGAUUUCACACAUCAUCAGGCACGUAAUGGAUAGAGCGAUCAGUCGGCAAACGGGGGAAAAUCAUGCUUCAAGAAGAGAGAAAAAAACACACACAACGUUUGGUGAUCGAAUUGGUGAACAAAAAAAAAGACAGAAGAGAAAACAUACCUAAACUUCCAGUAAGUAGACGCAAUUAAGCAAAAAUUAAAUUGAUCUAAUUAAAAGGCAUCAAAGUAGGUACGAGAUUCUACUCAAAUAGUUACGAAAGACAAAGACACCGAGAGUGUGUGGGCGAGGGUGUUCGGAAACGAAAAAAGACAUAUUAGUAAGAUAAAUUGUUUUUCGCCAUCGUACCGUUAGCGCUGGAACAAACCUGUUAGAAUUCGGUUUUUUUCUUUGUGGAAAGUUUCCCUUCUUGUGCUGCUGCCACACGGAAUGCGCGUGUCCGACGGUUACGGGUGUUUGAUUUACCGUCCACCUUGCGUUCCUUUGUUAGCCGAACCGUGUGAGCGCAGUAUGCAUUGGGCAGUAUGAAACUUAAAAACAAAUUAAUAAAAUUAAACUCAACUCCCCUGACUGGAGCCCUGCCCGCGAUUGCAAGGGCACGGAAGGGGGGGGAAAACUUUUGUCGCGUGUA
Messenger RNA from Anopheles moucheti, 4876 nucleotides. RefSeq lists its product as uncharacterized. Gene Ontology annotation, molecular function: hexosyltransferase activity. The record is from RefSeq and is a predicted model, not a curated record. Gene Ontology annotation, cellular component: membrane. The transcript has 7 exons. The coding region runs from base 248 to 2068 and encodes 606 amino acids. Lineage: Eukaryota; Metazoa; Arthropoda; Insecta; Diptera; Culicidae.